UCGUGCAAGUUGACGCCAUAUUUGUUCCGUUUCUGAAUCGAACUCUAUCGAAAGUGAAACUGGUUGUGCUAAUGUGCUUGAAAAUGAACUGGACAGUAUGGAAGGGACAGAAGCAAUGAAAUUUCAUAAUGAUUCCACUAAAGAAGAAGGCGAGUUGUCGGACGACGAUGACCUCGUGGAAACGAGCAAAAGCUUAUCGAGUGUUGACCAUAAUAGGCCCUCUCUCAGUAAUCGGGGAGAUGGCGAUAGAAACGUUUAUAGAAAGUCUAAUAAUGAAAAUUUUAACACAAGAGAGACUAAUAAUGUUGAUAGAUUUCCCGCCAAUUCAUAUGGGGGGAAAGUAUACCGACCUAUGUAUAAUACCGACUGGAAGGAGAAGGGAGUACACAUAAGGCCUAAUUCUAAUCCUGGAGCUCGUGGGUCUGUCCAGGUGUUCGACUACAGUCAUGGGAUGCCUCCUGUAUCUAACCUACCUCACUAUGACAGAAUUCAUCCCGGGGGUAACCACGUGACUAGAUACCCACCACCCCCUCCUCCUGGCCCUCCUCCACUGACAGCUCGAAAGAUGCCUACGCCAAUACGAGGGAGAGGAAUGCGGGAGUGGUGUAACGACAAUAGGGUUGAACCAAGACCCAGGGAUCAUGACACACCUAUACCACAUGCUUCACCGGGAUUCUGGGACAAAAGGAAAUUAAAGACAUCACGUCAGAAUGUGAAGAAAAGUGAGGAAUCAAAAAAAGAUGAGUAUGAUGAUUUGUUAGAAAGUUAUAAAAUUCAACAGAAGAAUAUCCGUGACCAAUUGGCAAAAUAUGAUAAACCUCCAGUUAAAAAGUCUGAGUUUCCAAAGGAUGAAAAAAGACAACCUUCUACAACUACCAAGGAGUUGGUCCCUAUUGUAGCAGAAAAAUCAACAACAGAUUUAACAGAAAAGUUUGAGCAGACUGCGGAAGGUAAGAAGGCUGGACAAGUGCCUGAUGGAGAAAUAAAUAGCUCGAUGCCAGGAAAGGCAGAGACAAACAGUAAAUCAACACCUAUAGAUAUAGACAAACCAAACAAACAUGAAACAGCUGCUGUUCAACCUGAAAAAGAUGCUGACAAACCAACCCAAAAUGGUGAGGGAAAAAAUGAUGAUGACUUGGAUGUCGACUUAGAUGAGCUCAUGUUGCGACGGAUGGCUUUAGAGUCAUCAUUGAAAAAAGAAGGAGAUUUAGAAGAGAAAAAACCAGUUUCUAAAGCAAGCAAGUCUCCAUCAUCAUCAAAAUCUCCUUCAUCAAAAUCUUCACCUUCAAAAUCCUCACCAAGAAAAAGUAGACGUCGCUCCAAAACUAAUCUCACACGCAAGGGAGACGGCCGAAGUAUUAGUAAUGAAAAAAAAAAAGAAGACUAUAGAAAUCGCCCCGCCACAAGUGUGAGGGCCAGACCCAUGACUGGCAGAGUCAGCUCUAGUUACAGCCAGUCAAGGUCAAGGCCACACGAACCUAGUAGUGAUAGUAAUCGGAAACAGGAACUCCAACGAAGACGGAGAGAGGAAGAAAAACGGCAACAGGAAGAGGAACGACGAAAGACAGAACGUCAACGUGAAGAUCAGACACGAGAAAUUCAGAGAAUAUUAACACUUGAUGAUGCUUCAGAACAAGUUUCCAGAUUUUUAUCUCUUCUUGCAGAUAAAAGAUAUCCAAACAAGUCUAGUAAACAAUCUCCAACAGCUGUUAAAAGCACCAAGUCUCCCACAGACAAGAAAGGCACACCACAUGUCCACCCUUCAGCGAAACCUACCCUACAGGACAACUAUGAGGAGGUGGCCAUGGAUAUCGACAGUGACCCUGGGUCUCCAGCUAUAUCUACGGACCCUGUAACAGGCUAUGAAGACUACCCACUGGUCCCUGAUACCGAUAUAAUACCACAGACAACACAGUAUAUGGCACAACCCCUUGACAUGCAAAGUAAUCUGUUACUGGACACAGAAAACAUCUGGGAUUUAGCAUUAGGCUGUCCUGUAGUGAUGCCCUACCCUGCCACUGAUCCUGUGAUGCCUUACUCCUUAUUGCCUCCUCCUCCCCCUCCACCCUUACCUUCAGAGGAGGUAGCCCCACCUCCUCCCCUGCCAGAGGAACCACCACCCCUACCACUGGAACCUCCACCUGAUAUGGCUCCUCCUCCUCCCCCAAAACAUAUGCCAGAGGAUGAAGACGAGGAAAUCUUUGGAGAUGAAGCAGCCAUGCUGAGGGCAGAGCUUUUAAGGUCAAUGGCCAUCAAAAAGAAGGAACAGCAGCAGAGAGACAGAAUAAAACAGGAGAUUAAAUCUGAGGAAGUUUCUCCUGUAUCCUCACGUAGUAUAUCUCCUGCCCCUCUCACAAAAUCAGCCUCCGACUCUGUACAGAAUACACAGGUCACUAGAGCAUUAUUGACAGCGAAAAAGAGGAAGAAGCAAGCAGAGUUAGUAACUAUGGCUCAUGUCCCUAUACAGGCUCCUGUGGUUAUUAAUUUAAAUGAGGAUUCCACGGAUGAGGAAGACGAUGUGCCAGCACCAGUUACUGCAGUACAGAGUCUUCUAGGGGGGCUGGAUUCAUUCCUUAAUGAGGCUAGGAUGUCUGUAGAUAGUAAUCAAAGCAGUGAAGGUCACGUAAAAGAGGAAGAUAUUCAAAAGGAAAUCAGGAAAUACGAGGAAGAGAUGAACAAACAGAGGAUCAGUAUCCUACAGGACCAGGCUAUCUUUAAGGGGUUGUUAAGUAAAGCAUCAAAGUACCACAAGAGCGCAAAACAGGCCCAGGAUAACAUCCUCAAACUGAAGGAACAACUUGUAGCUGCAGAAAAAGUGGCUAAUGCUCACAGAGAACAGUUUGAAAAAGUCCGUAAACAUGCACGUGCAUUCAGGGCUAAUAUCUACAAGAAGCAGGAGGCGUUUAAACAACUAGAACAGAAGACAUUACACAUCGGCCAGACACUUUAUGGGACGUCGUAUAAACCCCGCACUGUGGUGGCUGUGAAAGCUUCGGAGAAAAACAAGCUGGAAAACAUCUCUGUCACUCUAGUUAAUGAGAAAGCAGCGAAGAAGUCUUUGAAGGGUAAAGAAAACAAAAAUAUUCCCGUAGAAAGUGUUGAUAAAGAAAAGGAGAAAUUACAACAAUUAGCAGAUGAAUAUGCAAAGAAAAUACAAAUGUUGAAACAAGCUCAGGCAAAGAAAAAGGCAGAGACUGAAGCCGCUAGAAAAGUGGCUACUGCAGCCCAGGACCAAGUGAAAAGUGCAAUUCCACGAAUAGAGAAGAUAGAAAUAGACAUCACCGAAAGUACGUCUGAAAGUGAAGCCGAGGAAAGACCUAAUAAACGACGUCGGUCAUUGAUGGAACUAAAUACAAGUACAAAACCAAAUUUGUCGCCCCAGAACAGUGAUGGUCAAAGAAAAUUAUCCCAGAGUGACCUUGAGGUCAAGUCAUCCAACAUUAUCUGUGAUAACAAAGCAAAAGUCUUCCCUCUACCUGGUGCUCAGCGGGUCAAACGACUCACCAAACUACUGGAGGACCGUUUCCAAACCCUGCUCUCUGUCAAAAACCAGAUCUCACUGCAGUCUUCACUGGUGUUGCACUCGAUCUUACUGCCACACUGUCAACAGAUUCCUUCCUUCCAAGAGCCAAAACGUGAUACAAGAACCAAAGUCAGCCACAUACCAAUGGAGUCAUCUCCUCUCGUUUAUAGAAGUCCCCUUCUACACUUCAGAUCAUACAGAUUCAGUCCAUAUUAUCGGACAAGAGCCAACCUCACCUUGUCUUCCUCUACAUUUUCCAACAAAAUCAAUCCUAAGAAAGUUUUAUGCAAAUAUGAUCUCCAAGGAACAUGUCACGAUGAAGAAUGUGCAGGACUACACAGUGGUGAAAUUAAGAUGUCGGAGGCAGAGGUGCUACAGGAUAUAGUCUCAUAUCAUCCAGCUGUCGCGGGAAUCAGUUCAAAUACACCAACCCACAACUACCCACAGAUCUUAGGGAAGUUUGUGAGUAACACAAUGAAACAGCACCAGGGGAAACUGACCAGUGACCAGCUGAUGGUCCUAAUGGUCAGUCAGGUGUCAGAGAAAAGUGGCCAUGCAAAACCCCACAAUCUCUUCCUGGAGCCCCGGAAGUGGAAACAACUGUGUGAAGGCAGAACAGAUGUCAUCAAAGACUUCACUUCAGAUAACACAUUUGACAGUAUAGAAUGGCAGCGUCCAAUUGACAGACAGGAAUUGGAAAAUGUGAUAGGUGAUCAGGACCUUCGCUAUUUUGUGUCCGACUCGUCCAACAUCCAGGAUAUGGAGUCUGCUGUACUAGAUAAUCCACACAACGUCCAGGUCUGGCUCAAACUGGCUCAUAAAAAUCUCUACAAUCCUAACAGUGGGAAUGAGACCUGUCUGGAUCACGCCCUCAAUGUAUUAGCACGAGGCCUGGAGGAGAACAAGGACAGCGCCGACCUUUGGCAAAGUUACCUCAGUCUUUAUGCCAAACACAAGGAGUCUAGUGACUUACAACAACUGUGUGAAACGGCUCUGGAAUACACACAGAGCUACACCCUCUGGUGGCAGUACCUGAAUGUGUGUACGUCGUGCCAGCAGAAACAGGAGGUAUGUGACCAGAUGUUGGAGUAUGUAAGACUAGCCGAGGACCACUUCCCUCAGGAUGUACGCUCACACUGGGUCCUAGAAGUCAUCCUCUACAAAACAUCACUUUACGUGUGGACUGGCAAGUUCAAGGCUGCCAUCAAACAGAUGCAGAGUGUGCUCAAGACAGAAGAGAAGUUAAGAUGGAUAAAUAAGUGCCUUGUCAACAAUGACCAGUGUCUACUUUGGGUGUCUUAUGUCCACCUCAAGGAGAUGAAAGUUCUCCCUCCUCAACUGUAUGACCCCCUCAACCAGAUGUCUGGGCGUAUAGUCAAUAAGACUGACAUUAUGAUAGAGUGGACCAGUAAGGAGAGCUUGACCACUGCAGUGACCAUUCUGAUUGACCUGCUACAAAAAGCCAUCACCUGCUGUGUGGGUCGUAUUGAGGUCAACAAUCCUCUGGUUGCUCAGGGAGGCAUCCUCUAUCUCAACCUCUUCAACCUCCUUAAGUGCCAGGAAAGAUAUGAAGAGGCUGCUGACCUGUGUCGCCCAAUACUGGAGGCCAAGCCGACCAUGGUAGAAGUCUGGCUCUGUGUGGCUGAGCUCUAUGCCCUAUAUGAUGAUGAACAGACUCGACAGGUGUUUGCGGAUGCCCUCGCAGCUAACGAGUUCUGUGCCAAAUUGUAUCACUAUGCAGCCAACUUUGAACUUUCUCAGAGUGAGGAGGAUAAAGCACUUGUGUGUCUGGAGCAAAGUAUUAUCAGUUACUAUGAUGUGUCCAACAUGGAGACGCGAUUUGUCGACCCCAACCAGCUGUUCUGCAUACUUUUAGAUGAAGCAGUUCCGUUGAACUUCCAACCUCCCCCAUAUAAAGAGGGUGUGACAGAAGAGGUGAUAAAAGCCGAUCUGCCCUACCUGUGGCUUAAUUACUGCAUACUGUUGGAGCUGCAGGGGGAUGAUGUGCAGGCAGUGGAAGCCUAUGAAACAGCUCUCAGUACUCUGUCCAAUGUAACGGACAUCACCCGUGUGUGGUCAAGUUAUAUCGGCUUUCAAAAUCGUAGGCUGAAACUGCAGAGUACUGUCAGCCCAGACAUGGCCCGAAGUUUCUACGACCUAGUUCGGCGGUCAGUGAGCUGCAUCCCAACCAAGUAUGAGGUGCCUUACAGUGAAGGGGUGUACUGGUUUAAUUAUCGCCACGUCAACACGGUGAUCCAGCAGUACAUGGCAUGUCUGACUCCUACCCAGGAGAUGUCUAGCUACACCCUGUUUGUCUCCCUGCUCCCUGACAACAUGGAUCUCCUCCUUCAGGUCUGCGGUCAUGCUGUCCACCAGAACGACCAUCAGACGGCCCGAGGUCUGUGUACCACUGCCAGCUUUUCUAACACCCCAAACCUACAGCUCUGGAACACAUUGAUAUCUCUGACCAGUCAAUUAGAAGGAAAGAGGGAGGUCCGUCAGAUAUUCCACAAAGCUGUUCAAGCGCUGCCUUACUCAGCCUCACUAUGGAAAGAUUUCCUGCUGUUUGAGGUCACCCAGAGGUCAUCAGAAGUUUUGCCAAAAAUUCUACAGAAGUGUCACGACCUAGGAAUUCCCAUACAAGAAUAUGCUGAUUUCCUCACCAAACCUUCCUAAAUAACAAACCAGUAAACACCUCCUAGGUGGUCUCUCUUGUGCCAAUUAAGAUAUCAAUUUCUCUAUAGCCUUCAUUAAGUGCAAUAGAUAUCUAAACAAUUAAAUGUUUUUCAAGUGAUAUAUCAAUUACCCAAUGGACUGUGAUUAUGAUCUGACAAUCAGGAGGACGCUGACUACUACAGUUAUUCCGCCUGUGGUUGGGAAGGUCUCGUAAGUAUACUUCACUUUCAGCCCUCAAUAUGGUCACACAAACAUUUGUUAUGUAUUAAAUGUUGUAUGACACAAUAUUGUCACAAUUUAGUAGUUAAGUGAUCCUUUUGAUAUUUCUAGGACAUAUUUAGGGCUGUACCUUACUUUGUGUUGUAACGUCUAUGUUGGUGUGAGUGUGUGAGAAUUAACCACCAUUGAUCCACAGCCAACAGACUGACAACCACGCCUGUUCGCCACUCAAACCAAAUUCACGGUAUAACCUGGAGAUGAUGGAAGCACACUUUUAUUGUUUUAUAAGACUCUGUGAGAUAAGGAAGUCACUAAUUAUUUUAUCAUGGAUGUCGUGAGAGCUAGAUCAAUGAUUUAACUGAAGAAUCCAAGAGAUGCCUUUUACUGGGAUGCAGAUGAAGGUCAAGGUCACUAUAUGUGUGUCACAAGACCUCAAGGUCACCUGCUAGAGAUAUGUACAUAUCCUAUUCAUGUUUCGCAUAAUCAACUGUUUAUGAAACAACACAUUCCAUGAUCCGUGUCACAAGAUGUCAAGUUAACCUGCCAGAGAUGUGUUUAUGUGUGUGUAUUCUAUACAUGUCGCGCAGGAUCGCCCGUGUUGGAACAAAAAUGUCAUCCAGUAGCCAUGGAUAACAGGGAAAUGAUCAUAUGGAUACUCACAAGAAAUAUGCAAGAAAUGUUACUGUUUUCAUGAACUUUUGUUAUAUAAGUGGUUGUUUCACGUUUAAAGACCAUAUUCAGAGUUGUAUGCUUACUGCCCAAAGAUUCAACAGUCUAUAUACAGUUUGGGAAUUGACCCAGUCAACAUGUAGUCUCGAUCGACUUUUCAAAAUUCAUUUCAAAUAAAAUGAAAUUUAAAGCAUAUUAACUUUUAAUAUGGCCUUAUUGAAUGUGCAAGUUACUUCAAGUUUAAUUUAAUAUUUUUGUCUGGUCCUCAUAUCUCCCACACAACAGUAAUCCAUUGAUUCUGUACACAGGAUCACCUAUUUGUGGCCAUUUAUAGACAGCAGUUUGAAAGUAAAUACACAAAUUAUUUAUAUUAUUUUCUGUCUUGAAGCUUGAAAUAACUUGUUUCAGUGAAUUCCAUGCACUUGUCAAUCUAGUAAGAAAACAGCAUAAAAGUUUUAAUGUUAAGUAAACAAAAAACCAAGCAAAUUAGGACCAAAACUGUUUAUGGGUGAGGGGGCCCUCGGUUUAAAUUGAUAUACAAUGUAUAAGCUGUAUGUCAUCAAUUGUUGGGUUAUAACUUAUAUUGGUAUAUUUACAUGUCAAAUUUUAUGUUUAUGUAGUUGUUUAUGAUAUAAUAUUAUAUUAAUGAUAAAUCAACUGAUAAUGUAUACAAUUAUCUAAAUCCCAUGUUUGUACAUGUAUUUACAAAACCUGUCCCCAAACGUUUGUAAUACAAAAUGCUGUUUUCAUGGUUGUAUUAAAUGUGUUAUAAUGUUGAUGAUUCUUAAAUAAAUCAUUAAAUUUAGCA
Pecten maximus is the source of this 7895-nucleotide messenger RNA. Its product is annotated as zinc finger C3H1 domain-containing protein-like. Gene Ontology annotation, molecular function: protein binding. Lineage: Eukaryota; Metazoa; Mollusca; Bivalvia; Pectinida; Pectinidae. Gene Ontology annotation, cellular component: nucleus; exosome (RNase complex). Gene Ontology annotation, biological process: RNA processing. The coding region runs from base 98 to 6199 and encodes 2033 amino acids. The record is from RefSeq and is a predicted model, not a curated record. The transcript has 34 exons.